Fomitopsis serialis is the source of this 2112-nucleotide messenger RNA. RefSeq lists its product as uncharacterized. The coding region runs from base 103 to 1836 and encodes 577 amino acids. NCBI's taxonomy places the organism in Eukaryota, Fungi, Basidiomycota, Agaricomycetes, Polyporales, Fomitopsidaceae. The transcript has 2 exons. The record is from RefSeq and is a predicted model, not a curated record. Gene Ontology annotation, molecular function: protein binding.
UUUGGAAGCAUUGGGGCGUUGUCUUCAUAUAAGAUGAGCGCACUCCCUUCUCUUCGAGGCUCCUCACGUUCUACCUAGGACCAGCUCUAGAGCACACACAUCAUGUCAACCCCGAUUGACAGCGCAGCGCCUACGCUCGCUCCGUCCUCACCCACUAUCCCGAACCACGAAACCGCCUCCCUAGGCAACGAUCAGAGCAAGGAUAGCCUCGUCAAGAUCGCGCCUUAUCCAUUCGACAACGUUUACUCAGACGCCGACGUCGUGCUGCAGACUGCAGACGGUACGCGUUUCUACCUGCAUAAGGCAGUCCUACGCAUCGCGUCGGCGUUCUUCGCCGACAUGUUCUCCUUGCCGCAACCGCUGUCUCCUGACUCGCCGGUUGCCGGUCGCGCUGAGAUACCGACCAUCCCGGUCACGGAGGACAGUGAGACUUUCGAGCGACUACUGUAUACGUGCUACCGGGUCGACAGACCUGAAACGUCCUCCAUUGAAGCUCAUACUCUGGCGCAUGUCCUUAGCGCGGCACUCAAGUACCAGAUGCCGAUCGGCACCGCCAUGAUGAGCAAGUCAUUGUCGUCUCGCAUUCAUAUGACGCCCCUGGAUGUCUUCGCAGUCGCAUACCAGUUGAAUCUGGAAGACAUGGUGGAAGAAGCAGUCUGCGAAUUCACGAGAUGGCAGUCCGGGCACAAAGCCGCAUCGCGUGGUUCCAAACCGACCGCCGAGAAGCCACGGCGGGCCCAUCCACUCGAUGAGUAUUCUGUAGGAAUGGAUGCUUUACCCGCAGGCGUGUAUUACCGACUUCUUCAACACCAUGCUGCUAGAACCUUGGAAUCGCUACGAUCAAGCACAGAGGCCGCUGUAAGGCGUAUCGUAUCACGUCCUCGAGACACCGAAAAGGCUCGCGGGACCGAGAUGGCUAUCGGACGACUACCUCAUCCCUUUUACGACACCGCUCACGCGGAUACCGUUAUUCGCUCAUCCGACAACGCGGUAUUCUACAUGAAUCGCUCGCUGCUCAGUUUCGCUUCACCAGUCCUUGCCAAGUCGCUCUCAGUGUCCUCCACGACGACGGGAUCCGGCGCCCCAGAGAGCGCGCCAGCCAGUCCCACCUUCGUGGCGACGCACCGUUUCCCGGAGGAUGGACGGACGCUUUCGAAACUCUUCCAGCUGUCUUACCCCAUGCCUGACCCCGAGCUCACCGAGACGGGCUUCGCAGACACCAGGCUGAAGGACGCCCUUUCUGUGUUGGCGGCUGCGAAGAAAUACGAGGUGGCACGAGCAGUCGCGUUCGCCAAACGUGCUUGUGUCGAGGCUGCCGGCGCUUCACCCGUGCGUCUCUACCUGCUGGCGACGCAGUACAAUUGGGACGACGUGGCCAAAUAUGCAGCCAUGCGUUCUGUGUACGAGACCUCCGAUGCCUACUACCCAGAAAUGGAGUCUGCUUCCGCUGUCGCAUACCGUCGUCUCUUGGUAUAUUGCCGGAAGUGCCGAGACGUCAUAUUACGUGGCGGUGAUGCCGCGCAGGAAACUGGAACACCUGUCGUUCAUUCGGCUUAUUGGAGCCAGUCCAGCUGGUUGAGGCGUCCAGGAGAAGCGAAGUUCUGGCUCGCGUUUCAUGAACGUCUGAGCCGUUGUGUCGACUACGAUUCUGAGGGUGAACCAUAUGUGUACAUGGACGUCGAGGCAUUUCUUCCGAGCGUAGACCGUGCUGCGCGGGCGAGCUCUGGGCCGCCGCACUCUCCUGACGUGAGGUCACCGAGCCCUGCAGGAUGUUUCAAUCGGCAAAACCUCAAAGAAAUCGCCGAAGGUUUGGCGAAGGUGAGAGUCCUUGUUUGAUAUAUGAAUGUAUGUCCCAACUAUCUGCAGAUCAAGCUAUGAUUACUGCAAAGCACUCGCAAACUUGAAGGAUCAUUCAAUAUUUUCAAUCGUCAGGUGAUGUAAAAUGGCGGUCUCUAGGUAUGUUACCAUUUUCAGCAGGCCUAACAGUAUGCAAUUGCUGACAACGAGGUCAGAUAGUCGCCGCCGGCAGACCAUUCUGUAGCGUCUGGAGUCGAUGUCUGCUGGUGGUAUACUAAGUACCUACCUAUGAAUAUAUGACGUGUGACCCGCCUC